Molecule: messenger RNA, 2080 nt
Organism: Amphibalanus amphitrite
Lineage: Eukaryota; Metazoa; Arthropoda; Thecostraca; Balanomorpha; Balanidae
Product: CDK5 regulatory subunit-associated protein 3-like
Exons: 13
Coding region: 150-1700 (516 amino acids)
Biological process (GO): regulation of cyclin-dependent protein serine/threonine kinase activity; regulation of mitotic cell cycle
Cellular component (GO): endomembrane system
Source: RefSeq, a predicted model, not a curated record
ACAGUAUGUGACGCAGACAACAUAUGUUUGCGCAUGUUUGCGUGGUUGUCAUAGAUAUUCUAUGGUGCAGACAAGAUUUGUAAGACCCAAUUCUAGUGAGGUUGAUAUCAAAACAGCAGAGCUGACAAAAGUACACUUUGAAGGUAAACAUGCAGGACCUUCCGAUCGACAUCCACACCAACAAGCUGCUGGACUGGCUGGUGUCGCGCCGUCACUGCGAGAAGAACUGGCAGGAGGCGGUGCUGGCCAUCCGGGAGAAGAUCAGCCACGCCAUCCAGGACAUGCCCGAACAUCCGGAGAUCGUUCGCCUGCUCUCCGGAUCACAUAUCAACUAUUACCAUUGUCUAAAGAUUGUGGACAUCCUGAAAGAAACUGAAAAGGACAGUAAGAAUCUGUUCGGCUUUUACGGAUCACAACGAAUGAAAGACUGGCAAGAAGUGGUGAAGUUAUACGCAAAUAAAAACGUUGGACUGGCCGAGGCGUCCCAAGCUCUGGUGCGCAAUGUCAACUACGAGAUCCCUGGUAUCAAGAAGCAGAUUGCCAAAUUAGAGCAAAUGCAGACGGACUGCGACAAGCGGGCGCAGGACUACCAGCGCAACUCGAAGAUGAUGCGCGAGCAGUACGAGGCUUCUUGUCGUCAGCUGGGCCUGCAGGGCGUCCGGCUGAAGACGGAGAUCGUGCACCUGCUGGACGAGCUGCCGCAGGUCUACGGCGAAAUUGUGGAGAAGGCCCGCACCCUACGGGAGACCAUGGCCUAUCACGUUGCCUUCGUGACGUUUGUGAACCCCUCGGUACCAGUGGAUCAGCUUCUGCCCACACUACACUUCCUGGUCGAGCACGGUGACGUCACCACCUACCAGUGGCGGUACGGGGAGCCGCCACUGCGCGUCGAGCCGCCGCCGCCGGCCAUUGACCUCAGCGACGACCAGCCGACCGACGCCGGUCAGGGAGAUGAGAUCGACUUUGGCGACGGAGGAGGGAUCGAUUUCGGUGAUGGCGGAGAGAUUGACUUUGGUGACGAGGCGGCAGCUGACGCUGGAGGCGACAUCGACUGGGGAGGCAUCGAGGUGGCGGACGCGGCAGCGCCAGAGGACGACGCGCCGGUGGAUCUGUCGACGGCAGGGGUCGCGGACAUCACUAUCGAGGGCAGCGGUAUGGAGGGUGGUGUGGCACGAGACUCUGAGGCGCUCACACUCCUGGAUAAUCCGCACACUCGCACACUCAUCGUCAACGACCUGAUGGAGCUGGAGACAUUCCUGGCGCAGCGCGUCGCCGAAAUGUCCGACAGCAGAGAGGACGGCAUGGUCAGUAUGAGCACCAUGCAGGCGGCUCCCCAGUCGGUGCAGCUGCAGACGGUGGACUCAGUGUCUGCCUUCCGAGCGGCCACACGCGCCGUGCUGGACAGUCUGAACACGGUGAAACUGCAGCAUCUGUUCCUGGUCAAAUCGUCACCUAGGUACGUGGACCGGCUGGUGGGCUCCCUAAAACAGAAGCUGGAGGUGUCAGAGAAGAUGGCCGCCUCAGUGAACGCCGUCAAAGAGAGGAAGAAGGCCGCUGCCGAGGAGGCCGCACAGCUGCAGCCAAAGCUGAAAUUGAUCGUUGAGAAGACGCGGGAACUGCAGACACAGAUCGAGAAUUCCAUCAGUGAGAAGUACAAGGGGCGUUCAGUUAACCUGAUGGGCGGCAUCAACGCAAUCUAACGACGUGCUACAGUGGCGUCCCUGUCCGGUGAAGUCCCGCGAAGACCGCCUGACAAACUCCGUACGUCCGGAGGCCCAUCGGAUAUUGAGCGUUAUCUCUGUUUGCCGGACAUGAGACGCGACCGGCUGCCGCUCUAACCGAGUGGUGAAAUAUGAAAUAUGUGAUUCCAUGGUGGCGUGAGUUAUAGAGCAUUUAUUUAUGGUUUAGAGGAUGACUUCUGGCCUGUUUCUUUUUACUGUGUGAGCGUCCCACGCGGGUUGUAUGUAAGGUAAGUCGGCCAUGGGUUUUGUUUGUUGGUCGCUGUUAUGUCAGAGAAUCGGGUUAAUAUGGUUGUUGCCAGAGUAUUUUUAUAAUACACUUCUGUGUGUACAAUAACAAA